Puntigrus tetrazona (Sumatra barb) is the source of this 1329-nucleotide messenger RNA. RefSeq names its product norrin cystine knot growth factor NDP. The transcript has 2 exons. The record is from RefSeq and is a predicted model, not a curated record. Lineage: Eukaryota; Metazoa; Chordata; Actinopteri; Cypriniformes; Cyprinidae. The coding region runs from base 1 to 417 and encodes 138 amino acids. Gene Ontology annotation, biological process: Wnt signaling pathway.
AUGAGGAACUCAGUCGCAUUGAGCCAGCCUGGGAUUCUACUUCUUCUGGUCACAUGUCCUCUGCUGACAAUCCUGCAUGGUGUAACCUGUAAGGCAGAAAGUGGACACUUAGGGGACAAUGAUCCUGACAGGUGUAUGAGACAUCAUUUUGUUGAGACCAUCACACAUCCUAUCUACAAGUGCAAUUCAAAGAUGGUUCUCCUGGCUCGAUGCGAGGGUCACUGCAGCCACACGUCCCGCUCAGACCCUCUGAUCUCUUUCAGCUCCGUCCUGAAGCAGCCUUUCAAAAGCACGUGUUUCUGCUGCCGUCCACAUACCUCCAAACUGAAGGCGGUACGUCUGAGAUGCUCGGGCGGGACACGGAUAACCGCUACUUACCGUUACAUCCUUGCGUGCAGCUGCGAGGAGUGCAGCUGAAUAAAUUUGUCAUGGAGAAAGACCCUCUGGCUGAAACACAUUUAAAAAAAAAAAAGUCGAAGGUACACUUUAUUGCUGAUGAUUCAGAGCAAGCAUUUUACGAUUCAUUAGCACUGCUGCAAUGUUGCCAACAACCCAUCAAGACUUCAAGAAGAAUCACGUCACGUGUAAAGCGGCGCAUGCACUCGGAUUUCCAGAUGUCGGCGCACCCAUCGCACCUGCGCAUGCGCUCAGCCAGUCAAUUUACUUUUAUUGCAUUCCAUUGUUUUGAUCACAGCGUGUGUAAAAUAGCGGAUGCCGACAACAAAAUUGUAAAUCUUGAAGGAAAUUUGAUGAAGCUGAAGGGGAGUUGCUUUGGCGGACUAUGUUUUACAAUAUCUGAGAGACUUGACACACAGACCAGGGAAGAAACGUUUGCAUAGACAAUGCAAGUGGUGAACUAUAAAAGUUUGAGUUAUAUCUAGAAUAGAAAUGAUGGUUCACCCCUCUAAUGUCUGGUUUAGAAUCACGUGACACAAUUUUGGGGUGAAUUGUCUCUUUAUGGUCUCUGGAUUUGCUCACGUUCCAGCAUACAUUUUUGCUCUAUUAUACUGGCUUAAUAUUUAAACAAUGAAAAAUACUCUUGUAACGAUCAUAUCGCCAAUUUUAGACUUUGUAAUCCUCUUACAGGUCUUUUACAGUGGGGUUCACAGCAAUCUACCAUGCCAGACUGUAUGUGGAAAAUGUCAGUGUUAAGUCUGUUUGUUUUAUCAUCAAAGUCCCGCAAUGGCUCAUGACACAUAAUAGCAGCAGGUUGUCAAGCUAAUCACGUACAGUUGUGAUAACUAUGAUGUUUGCAUUGUGGUAUUGUAAAGUAAAUGACAAGUACUAUAUAUAUAUAUAUAUAUAUAUAUAUAUAUAUAUAUAUAUAUA